Molecule: messenger RNA, 846 nt
Organism: Lachancea dasiensis
Lineage: Eukaryota; Fungi; Ascomycota; Saccharomycetes; Saccharomycetales; Saccharomycetaceae
Source: the annotation of a GenBank genome assembly
AUGGAAGACGAUUUGCAAUCCAAUUUUCAAAGGUUCAGGUUUCAGUAUGGAGGAGAGCUAGGAACGCAGGAUAGUGUCUGUGAUUGUGAAGAUACACUAGAUAUCUUUGAGAGAUUCGUACAGGACCCAUGUAUAGACUCGUGGGAAGACCUGGAUGAAGGUGUCGCCGGGGCUGAUGGCCAGCACAUUGGAAAAGGGCCAACUAAUGAAAGUGAGGACCAAGUGGUACAAUUUGCUAGCGGCGGGGUUCUAAGCACAACGCGCAAGGGCGUUGACCAACAUGGUGAAUAUGGUGAAGGGAAAUCCAGUCCCCCAAAAGCGAGUAUCUGCACCAAGUGCCACAAGCAACGACGGUGGAUAACUGUCAGCGAUGAUGGCCAACAAGACCUGGAUGAACCCGUGCUAAGAUGCUCCCGUGCGAAUAGCAUCAUGUCACAGCUUUCGCGUCAAGCUUCUCGCCAAUCGCUGCCUGGUUCUCCCGAGCCGUUACUAAUCGGUGGCUCUGUGGAGAUAGGGCCCACGGCCGCGAGCUCUAGGUCACGUUCUCGGUCUUCGUUCGGAGCCACGUCUGCUAUUCCGUCGCACCUCUACUGUCUAGAACGCUUUGUGAGUUGUGAGCUAGACUCUGCUGCCGAAAGCUUUUUCCAAAAGGAUCAAAAAAAUCUAAAUCUUUCCUCACCGGCGUCUUCCGGGUCUCCAAGCUCUCCCUCACUAGCUAUGCAUUCUGCCUCCAUGCAUGCAACCGACACGGCAGCCGAUAUCGGCGGUCAUAUCCCAUUUUCUCUCACGAAAAGAAGAUCUCGUGUAUCUUCCAUCGAAUUAUCACUACUCAAGUCAUUAUCGUGA